Tripterygium wilfordii is the source of this 689-nucleotide messenger RNA. RefSeq lists its product as uncharacterized. The transcript is spliced from 4 exons. The coding region runs from base 1 to 660 and encodes 219 amino acids. NCBI's taxonomy places the organism in Eukaryota, Viridiplantae, Streptophyta, Magnoliopsida, Celastrales, Celastraceae. The record is from RefSeq and is a predicted model, not a curated record.
AUGGCUUUCAGUUUUUUCACUUACAAGUUUCAAUGGAAGCUAAACAAUGGAAAUACCUCUCGUCAAAGGUUUAGAGAGGAAACGCCGGAGAUUAGAGUGGGAUGGCUGCAGAAAUGCCGUCGAAAUCGUCCGUUGAUGAGAGAAACUUCUUCUGUCCAAUCAGUGAAUAAAGGAACUUGGGCUUAUAACCAUAGGCCCAAUCCUCAACCCUCUCUCUUUCAGCAUCUCAGCAUCGGUGAUGGAAGUGUCAUUCUCAAGCAGAGAGAUUCAGAGAGGUGUGCGUUUAUCAGUAGACUUGAAUUCUCUGGGUGGCCGGAUUCCAACGGCCAAGAGAAGAGAGAAAUCAUGAGAUGUGCUCAUUCUGCUUCCCUUUGGAAUUCAUCUACCGGGAAAUUCAAAGCCUCUGCGUUCUGCUCUCAUCCGUCUACCAGCAGCUGGUCUUCUAUGUCCUUGAUUGUUCAACAAUUCGGAUUUUGCAGAUCUUCAGGAGAACUAGAAGGGAUAAAGUUAAUUUCUCUAGGAUACAAUGAAAUUGCCUAUGCGUCUAGUGGCUGUUGUUAUAAAAAAAAAAAAAAAAAAGUGAUCUUGAUUUUUCUUGUUGGUGAAUUGUUGGUGAAUUGUUCUAUUAUUGGGAUGGUGAAAUUGACUGUGCUAACUUGAAAUGCGAGAGGAAGCAAGUUCAAAAUUUC